AUGAGCAGCUGGAAACAGCAACGGCGCAGAGAAAGGCUGUCGACUUUGGCCACGCACCAGCACGGAUACCCAUCGGACGCCCAACACCAGCUGAAGAAGGUGGAGCUGGCUCGGAGACUUGAGUCCGGGACCCCACAGUUCGGCUACACCGCGGUGUCGCAGCGGCGAGUGGGCGGGCGAGGCGUCCUGCUCGAUGCCCGCAACUUCCGCUGGGUGGGCUCCCGCAAGACUGGCCCAGUCGUCCUGCAGACGCGGGGCCUCCGCCGAUUUCGGAUACUCUCUCUCCGCAGCGAGGUGGUCAAGCAAGGGAGCGACCCUUUGUACCUUGCCACCAUACAGAUGCUGGCGGACCGCGACAUUUCGCGACUGUGCACCGGUGCUGGUGAGCAUCCCGCGCCGGAAACGAUCUGGGGACAGAUUUACGUUCAAACAGGUGGAGGUUUGGGCUUUGCCUCCUACCAUUUCCACCAUCCCGACGAGUGCUACAUCUCUUACGAGAGUGCUCUCAGCAAGACGUUUCCCGAGCUCGACAAUGGCAGCCAGCCUCCUCCGAAGAAGUACUUCGAAGAGGCAUCGUACGACCCCAGGACCCGCACCUUUAAGGGGGUCAUCGACUGGUCUCCGACUUCCUGGCAGGGUGACCAGAAGUGGGUGUACAACAUGACCUUCUCCGCGGAUCUGGACAGCAUCGUGGGAGGCUCUGUGCAUGCCAUCCCUGCGAACCAGGCCAAGCAGGCCAAAGACCUGCAAUUUGGAGUGAACCUCCAAUACCACCUCCUUCGGCUCGGCAUGGACACUGCCGAUGCAGUAAAGGAGGCCUUGCUACAGUCAGGAUCCCAGCUUUUUGAGGGCUUCUGGCCGGAGGUGGUGGGUGACUUCGGGGCGCUUGAGCUCAGCCCCAUGGUGAAGUCACUACUGCCAGUGACCGUCGGCGUCUUGGCUACGCUGCUCCUCCCCUUCAUCAUGAAGACAACACGAGUGUGCCUUGGGACGCUCUAUGACCUCUUGGAACUUUGCUGCAAAUGGGUCUAUGGCCGCGCCUCCCUACCGAAGUGCUGUGGACGCAGUAAAGGAGCCAGGCGAACUCUGGGUGGUCAAGCCGAAGAAGAAAAAGAGUCCGCCGCCGACCCAAGGGCCCAGACCCAAACCCUCCUGGACUACCUUGCCCCGCUGCACGACAUGGUCGCGCCCUUGGCUGACACAUACUUGAAGCCGAUCUUGGAGAAAGUCGAGAACGUCAAAGUCCUCCUCACAAACCUUCUCCAGACCUUCCAGGAAAUGGAUGUCAAAGCUACGCUGGCAACCAUGACGACCCAGCUUGAGACAUCCAAGACCAAGGUCCUAUCGGAGAUCAGGCAAGCUUUCCAGGAGGCGGACCUCAAGACCAAGUUCUCGGCCAUCACAUCGCAGAUAGAAGGCAGCAGAAACAAGCUUGUGGCCGAAUUCAAGCAGAGCUUCCAGGAUAUGUCCAAGCUGGUGGCCAGUCCUCCGGACCUCACCGCCAACUUCGCAGCCCUCAAGGCCCAGAUCGAGGAGGUUCGCGUCAAGCUUGUGGCGGCAACCCAGCUUGCUGCGCAAGAAAUUAAACAACACGUUCAGGGGGCCCUGGGAACAGCCACCACAAGCCCGGGGUCGACAACAAGCUCUACAACAAGCCCGGAACUGAAGGAAUGCCGAGAUGACCUUUCCAAGCUGGCUCAGACCCUGCAGACCAUCCAGGACCAGACCCUCCAAAUCCAGGCGGACAUCAAACUCCUGAAUAGCCGUGUAUCUCAGGGCUUUGACAAAGCGUCCUCGGAAGCAGCCUCAUCGCAUGGCACCCUCAACUCGCAGCUCAAAGGGAACCACUCCUACAUGAAGGGCAUGAAAGAAUCCCUCGACAGCAUCCUCCACAGGACGGACGCCCAGGAGCCGCGAGGAUGGCAAGUCAAGCAUGUGGAUGACAUGGGCAAGCUGGGGCUCCUCCUUGCGGAGAUCAAAGAGGCCCUCACUGACCUGACAGAAAGAGUGGAUGGCCAGGAAACAAGCUUGGUUAACCUGGUGGGCAAGCUUGGUCGCCAGGAGAACCAGGCCCAUGCCCAUGAGCAGAAACACGAAGCCAUCUACGACAUCCUCAAGGACAUGACAGGCCGGCUGGGUCGUCAGGAGAACCAGACAGCUGCCAAUGAGCAGAAAUGGGAUGCCAUCUUCGAUGUCCUCAAGGAGAUGCUUGACCGCAUGGGUGCCCGCCAGAUGAGGGGGCAAGGACAAUUCGCACCCCUGGCGCCUAACAUGCAGGACCCCCGCAUGGCAGACAUGAUGUCUCCGAUCCCGGGAGGGCUCCCCAGCGUCAGGCCCAUUCAGAUAGCUCCGCUUGUGAAUCAGCCGUAUCCUCAGCCCCCGCCACAGGUUUCGCAAACCCAACAAGGGCCCAUGGUCCCGCCGGGACCGAUGUCCCCAGCGCAACGAGCUGAGGCCCUCCGGGCGGCCCUUGAUUACAUAACCCCUGCACCUGGACAGUAA
This is a messenger RNA of Symbiodinium natans, 2502 nucleotides long. NCBI's taxonomy places the organism in Eukaryota, Dinophyceae, Suessiales, Symbiodiniaceae. The record is from the annotation of a GenBank genome assembly.